UUGCUCGCGACGGGCUCUUUCUAGUAUCCCUGCUAUUUCCUGCUGGGACAGAAAGAUUCCAGAGGUCUUGCCUUUCGCUUUCCACCCCCUCCUCUCUCUCUCUCUCUCCCCGCUCUGCGUCGGCGGGAAGAAUUCCCUUUGAAGUGGCUUUCUCCCUUUUGGGAGGACCCCCCCUGAUCGGUACUUCUUUGGGCGGCGGGGGGGAAGGCGCUAGAGGAAGGAUCGCGCGCCCCUCAAUUUCGCCUGCUGCACAUCGACCGGGGCUGAGCCUUAGCUAGUUUUCCCCCUGCCCCCCUUCCCGGGCAUGCUUUGCUGGACAGGAGGGUAAGGGGGGGGGAUUUUUUUCCUCAGCGCUGCUGCCGACCCCCUCCGCCCGCCCCAGGCGAAGAGCUUCACCGGCGCCGGAAAGCCGAGGAUACGGCUGGCGGAGGGGGGGGGGGGGGGGGGGGGGGGGGGGGGGGACGGGGGACGAAGGAGCGCGGCUAAAGAGGAUUUCUUCUCCUGCCUGGAUUUGCAUUGCGGCGGUUGUUCCAACGGUCGGGGAAGAAGAUCCUGCUUCCCCCCUCACGCCCUGCCGGGUCUCAGUUCGAUCUUCCUGCGAGCAGCCUGCGAGCCAGCGCUGGGCUGGAGGGAUGUGAUACCUGGAGGUCCAGGAUGCUGGCGGCCUCUUUUUAAAAAGCCGGAGGAGAACAUCAGCCUUUCGAAGUACGACUGCGGAGGAAACAGCCGGUUCUCCCCUCCAGCACCUUGAUUUUCUGGUCCGGUUUCUCCUCUUCCCACCCCCUUCCCUCCUCGCCCCUCUGUUGUUUCCCUUCGGGAUUCUGCCGCACCGCAGCAUCUUCCAAGCUGGAGCACCAUGGAGCUGGAGAACAUCGUAGCCAAUACAGUUUUACUGAAAGCCAGAGAAGGAGGUGGAGGGAAACGGAAAGGAAGGAGCAAGAAAUGGAGAGAGAUCCUCAAGUUCCCACACAUCAGCCAAUGCGAUGAGCUCCGGAAAGGGUUGGAACGAGAUUACAACAGUUUGUGUGACAAGCAACCCAUCGGCCGACUGCUUUUUCGACAGUUUUGUGAGACCCGGCUGGAACUCCUACGGUGUAUCCACUUCCUGGAUGCUGUGGCAGAAUAUGAGCUUUCUCCAGAUGAGAAACGUAAGGAAAUGGGAGAAGAAGUCAUUCGGCAGUUUUUCAACAAGGAGUCCCUGGGCUAUAUGGCAGAAAUUUGUGAACUUUUUAUGAACCAGUGCAUAGAAGACCUACAGAGAAGCCCUUGCAAGGAUCUCUUUGGCAGUUGUGUACAGCGCUUGCAUGAAUACCUGGGCGGUGCUCCUUUCACAAAUUACCAGGACAGUAUGUAUUUUGACAGAUUCCUCCAAUGGAAACACCUGGAGAGGCAAUCCGUGACCAAAGACACCUUCAGGCAAUACCGGAUCCUAGGCAAAGGAGGCUUCGGAGAGGUUUGUGCAUGCCAAGUACGUGCUACAGGGAAGAUGUACGCUUGCAAAAAGCUGGAGAAGAAGCGCAUCAAGAAGCGGAAAGGGGAAGCAAUGGCCCUGAAUGAGAAGCAGAUCCUGGAGAAGGUCAAUAGCCCAUUUGUGGUCAGUUUGGCUUACGCGUAUGAAACCAAGGAUGCUCUGUGCCUGGUCCUCACAAUCAUGAAUGGAGGUGAUCUGAAGUUUCACAUCUACAACAUGGGCAACUCGGGUUUUGACAAUGAGCGGGUCACCUUCUACGCUGCAGAGAUUUGCUGUGGCCUUGAACAUUUGCACCGGGAGGGCAUUGUUUACAGGGACUUAAAGCCAGAGAACAUUCUCCUGGAUGAUGAUGGGCAUAUACGGAUCUCAGAUCUGGGGCUGGCCAUUAAGAUCCCCGAAGGUGACACCAUCCGUGGCCGUGUAGGAACCGUAGGCUACAUGGCUCCUGAAGUAAUUAACAAUGAGCGCUACUCCUUCAGCCCAGACUGGUGGGGACUUGGCUGCCUCAUCUAUGAGAUGAUCGAGGGCCAAUCACCCUUCCGGGCCCGCAAGGAACGGGUGAAGAGAGAAGAGGUAGAAAAGCGGGUUCAGGACGACCAGGAACAGUAUUCAGACAAGUUCUCUGAAGAUGCCAAAACCAUCUGCAAGUCGCUCCUGACUAAAGAUCCUAAGCAGCGGCUUGGAAACAAAGGUGAGGGGUCCGUCCAGGUGAAGCAGCAUCCAUUCUUCAGGACAAUCAACUUCAAGCGACUGGAAGCUGGGAUUAUGAAGCCCUCGUUUGUGCCAGAUCCUCGGGCUGUGUACUGUAAGGAUGUACUGGACAUUGAACAAUUCUCCACUGUGAAGGGUGUCAACCUAGACCAAACCGACAAUGACUUCUAUGCCAAAUUUGCCACAGGCUGUGUCCCAAUACCCUGGCAGAACGAGAUGAUCGAGACAGAAUGCUUUAAGGAUCUCAACAUCUUUGGACCAAAUGGCACCCGAUCCCCAGAUCUGGACUGGAAGCAGCUCCCUGACCCACCCAAGCGUAGCCUCUUGCAGAGGCUCUUCCGACGUAACCCAAGUGACUUCACCAUCAGCACCAACGUACAUUCCAACCUGUCGGCAGCCCCCUCACCAGCUUGGCCCAUGGCACAGGCUCCCUCCUGACCUCUGGAGCUAGCACUCAUCCUUGUCUUCUCAGGGUUGCCUUAGGCUGAUAUAUGGAAGUCCCUGUCUGGGGCCAGGCUCUGUUACUGCUGGGAGCCGAAGGAACACAGCCUUCCAAUCGGCAGGGCAGCAAUGGUCCAGAAGACCUUUGCCACCUCUUGGUGCUGAUGUGGAUUGGGAGCAUGGAGACUCUUCUUGUCCAGAACCUUGGCUGCUGCUUGUUGACAGGGUCUUCCUUCAUCUUUCUGUACUUUGACUGCACAGGGAGCAUCCAUGGCUCUCCCCCAUUUUCUUUGUCUCAUCACCUCCUGACCCAACUUUCAUGGGAGAUCAACUGGGGAGAUAUACCUGAGAAGGAAGGAUUUAAACACAGAAAGAACCACCAAUGGCGCCUGGAGAUGGCAGAGAUGGGGGCUGGAGUCUUACUGGAGAGAAAAAGAGAAUGCAUAGCUUGGACAAAAUUGCAAUGGGGAUGAGAAAGACUCCCCACUCUUGUAUUGGUAUUUCCGGAGACUCAUGGAUAAGUGUGUGUUGGUUAGUGUGUGGAUGUGUAUUGAACUGCUAGCUCCUUGGAGUUCAUUCAGGGUUUUUCCAGGGAUCUCUCCCACCCACACCAUCAAUUCUACAGCCUGGGGCCAUUGCAAAACCAGAACAUGGAAGACAAAGAAAAUUGAAGAGCAAUUGGUUGUCUUUCCUUCAGGACAUCCUUUCUUGGCUGGUCAUCUUCUAGGUGUGCUGGACUGUCCAGCACCUGCCAUCCCUUAGCAAUACAACUUUCAGACCAGAUUGUUGGGCAGGGUCAACUGGAAUCCAGGAUAUGUGGAAAUCCCCAGAUGCAGGAUGCUGCUUUAGAAGCACUCAAUAGGAAAAGACAGAGAGGUGAGAUGGAUGACAUCUCAGCCUGCAUAAAGUGUUCCCAAACCCUGACUUUAACCUCAGCCUGCAGUGUUGAAAAGAUAUUUUUUAAAUCCUACAUAUUUUAACUUUUGUUACAAUUGUUUCCAUAGGUCUGUCUACUCAUUAAUUUUAUUUCCUUUCCUUUCUGUCUCUGUAUUUUCCCCCAUUCUCACAUGACCUUUCCUUUUUAUCUUUAUGCCACCCAGCCUAGCUGGUUCCUGGUGUAUUAAAGCAGAUGCAGGGUCUACCCUGAUUGUGAUCAUAUGCGCAAGUAUGAUGGAACCAGAUAAUUUCAUCUUAUUGGUUCCAAAAAGUCCAACAUCCAAAUGUGAAAAUACCAGCUGCAGGUGGACAAUUGUCUUUUAAAACUCUCCUCUACAUUGGAAAAUAAAAACCUCUUUGUAAGAAGAAAAGCAGAAUAAGACUGGGUUAAAGUUUUAACCCAUAAUAUUCUGGAUUUCUGACUUUCGAAGAGAGUCCCCUUACCCAUCCUACCCCCAGCACAAGGCUUGAGUUUCGCUUGUUUGCGUGGCCCAGUUUCUGGCAUGCCAUGGCCCAGUUGACACUGUCCAUGGCCUCGGGGUUGGGGACCCCUACCCUAAUGUGCUUCAUUUCAGGAAAAAAGGAUCAUUUUGUUGCUGCUAUUGCUAAAUAAUUGGAAUAUUCCCGUUGCCUCUUCUCUUUGAAAAUGAUAGCAAUGAUGAUGCAGAGAGAAAUGCAUGAAGAGAGCAUUUCUCUCUAGGCUUAGAGAAGAAGCAAGAGAAGGAGAAAGGACAACAGUGGAGAGGGGAAGGAAGACUCAACAUAGGAAAUUUUGUUUGCAAAUUUCUCCAAACCCAAACAGGAAGCAGGGCUCUGGAGCUAUGUUGAAGAACAGUGUGGAAGUUAGAUACUUGUAGCUCUCCAGAGGCUGGUGGAGCACAACUCUCGGCAUCUCUUACUCUAGAUCUUCCUAGGGGGCCCUGUUGGAAAUGGUCAUUUAACAACUUCUGGACAGCUAUAGAUUUUCUACUUGUAAAUAAGGCUAGAUUUUCUUUAGCUUAUAAUAUACUACUGUAGUGUUCCAGUUUGAUCCUGUUUUCCACCUUUGCUUCUCUGCCAUUUGUUUUUAUGAUCCUAGGAGGCUCUAAAGGAUAGGAUAAUAGAUCUAUGGACAAAGCUGCUGCUUUCCCUUCUGGCUGCCAGAGUGUGGUGCUCCUUCACUGAUUUCUGUGGCUCAGGUUGAGACUGAAACAAUGCAUCCAUUCUAAGAUAACCACAGGGAGCUUCCCAAAUUCUGAGGCUCUCCCUUCCAAAAUAAUUUGCAAAGGAUUGGCUCUAAAUGGCUACGGCCAUCACACAUUACAAAGGUCAGGGGAAGAUAGAUCUAUUUUUACUCAGAAUUCCUUCUCUUUAUCUUAUCACUUGGCUGUUGCAUGACCUGCUGAAGGAAGGGCUUGCUCUCAGCCUGGUGCUUUCUUUUUUUAAAUAGGCAGAGAUGUCCUUGGAGUAGGAAGGACUUUCUGGGUGAAAUAUCAGGGAAACUCAUUCUCAGCAGUCAGACUUCAGCCUGGGAAUUGCCCUCUGAUCCUCCAGCAGCAGGUGUGAAAAUUUGGGCUCGCCCUGGACAAGCUGAGCCCUAAUGAACAGCUUGAUCCAGGCAGUGAAGUUCAUCUGUUCAUUAAAUCCCACGCUCUGGCAAGCCCCAACUAGAAAGGUUGAUUUCUGGAGGCUUACCUCAUUAAGAAAGACUGAAGACCAAGUCUGUCUUCGAGACCAGAGAGACAGGAGAGAACGUGGGGCCUUUCUCUUGUGCAAGUGACAUCAUGCUGAUGUUUUGAAUGGAUGCCUGACUUUUAAUAACUGUAUGGUAGGCAAAGGAUCCACCAGUAGAACCAGAAAGAAAUUGCAAUAUUUUUUUCUGGGUGUGAUUGUUUAAAAACUGCACAAAUAUGGAUAAUAGUCAAGGAAAUAGAGACUUCUCUUAAUGCCCAAGGUAAACAACUGAACUUCCUGACCUGUUGAUAUUUUUCCACUCCUUACUUUUAUUUUUUGGAAUCUCAGUUCCUUCUCUACUUCAGUUGCCUCUCACUAAAUCUGCAGCAUGAAGAUUUGUUUUAAAACAAAAGCAAUCUAAGUAAAUAGGCAUGAAAUCCUGGUACAGGGGCCACAUACCCACUUUGCAUCCUUGCUCUGCCCACCAGGACCCUUCCAAAAACGUAAGUGCUACACACAUGCCCCUUGAAAGUUGCCUGCUUUUUUCCAGGUGCCUGUCUAAUGACAUUUCACUAAAAGGUCAAGCAAGAGAUGUUUGCAAAGAGAAGGAGGCCUUGCAUAGGGAAAACAUACAGCAGCAAAAAGAGGGCCAAGCUUCUUUCCCACCUUCCAUUUCUGCACAAAAUUUGACUGCACUUGUGGAUUAUUCCACAAAGCCGCCUGCAUUACCAUUAGAAGACAAAUGCAGAGUGGGGAUUUGGAUUGCUCUGACUUUCAAGAACAGAGGUUCUAGAAAGAACCUCCUGCUCUAAUAUUAACAGGUCAGGCAGACAAUGGUUCAGGUUGCUGUAAAGAGCUGUGGGCAGGCUUUAUGACAGAUUGGGCAUGAAUUUUAUGGCAAAAUGGAACACCGCAAGGGGAAACUUGGAUCUAUUCAAUUAACUCCUUUGUUGAGCCUUAUCAGCAGUCUAAAGUAGAAAGGUCUACCAUAAUGGGAGAAGUUAGACUAGCUAUCUUUGAUCUUCCUUUCUGCUCUGUUUAAGCAGCUUAUCUUCUCUGCCAUGUGUUGGCAGAAUACUUGAGGCAGGGGGCAUGGUGUUCAUACUAGAAGACAUGCAUAAAGCUUUUCCACAUGAAGGAAGAUCUGUUCAAAUCCAGCAUCUUUGAGCAGUCAUGAUGGGGCCCAACAAUGACCUCAUCCAUGCCUCUGCUCCCCUUCUUAAAGAUGCAAAAGAUUCCAUUGCCCAAAUGGCUUUGUACAAGCAGUCCUCAACUUAUGACCACAACUGAGACCAGGCUUUCCAUUGUUAGGUGAGAUGGUUGUUGAAUGAGUCAUUGCCCAAUUGUAUCACCUUCUGUGCCCCAGUUCUUCAGCAAAUCCGGCUUCCUCUAUUGAGUUUAGUCAUUGGAAGUUGGCUGGGAAGGUCCCAAGUGAUGAUCACGUGACCCUAGGAUGCUACAACUGUCAUAAAUAUAGGCUGAAUUGCCGAGCGCCUGAAUUUUGAUCAGGUGACCGUGGGAUGUUGCCACUGUUAUAAGUAUGAGAUAUAGUUGUAAGUUACUUUUUUCACCACUGUUGUAACUUUGACCAGUUGCUAAAUGGAUGUAAGUAGGGGACUACCUGUAGGAUUCCCACUGCCCUCUAAUAGAAGGAAAGACACCUCAGCAGUAACAGAAUAACAGAGUUGGGAGGGACCUUGGAGGUCUUCUAGUUCAACCCCUGCUCAGGCAGGAGACCCUAUACCAUUUCAGACAAAUUAUAAUCCAAUCUCUUCUUAAAAACUUCCAGUGUUGGAGCAUCCACAAUUUCUGGAGGCAAGUUGUUCCACUGAUUAAAUUUUUUCUUAGUUUUAGGUCACUUCUCUGCUUGAUUAGUUUCCAUUUCUUGCCUCUUGUCCUACCUUUAGGUGCUUUGGAGAACACCUUGACUCCCUCUUCUUUGUGGCAACCCCAUUAAUGCCAACCUGACCCAUUGUGCAAGAUUUUGGAGAACCUGCUAAUUGAAAUAGUAGCCUCUCUUGACAUAUUGACUCCUAGUAUUCCUCCAAAAACGUAACUGGUAGAAAGGGAAUUGAUUCUAUAGAUGGGUCCUCCAAUGAAUGGAUGGAUUGGGUGGAUUGUUGGAGCCCUGACACCGUGUUUACAUCAUUUCAUGUUAAUUCAAUCUAUAAAAUCAAUUACAGACUGAGAGGGGCUUGGUCCAAAAUAGGUGAGCUGCUGCUGGGAUUUAAUUGGCCAAUAGUCACAUAUUGUGAGCCCUCUGCCUAAACCUGUCUUGGCUCAAUCCCCAUCACAUACUUUAUUGCAGACCUCUUUCUCACAUACACAUACCUACAGACAAGGAAUGGGCGAAAAAAAUACAACUUUCAGCCAAAAUCAGGAGGAGAGGGAAAGAGGAAAAUAUCUGAAAUUGUGAUUUGCACAUCACACUAAGCCAUACAAUGGUUGGCUGGCUUGGAGUUUAGUGUAACGUUUGUUUGCAGCCAGGUAUAGUUUAUUGAAUAAAUUGUGGUUAUACAGUGGCCUAGUGUGAUGGGUGAACCUCAUCUAGGUGAGAACCUCCAAAGGAACCAAAUAGGAAGAAACUUGAAAGGACUAUGAGCAGAAUGUUAAGGAACUGUUGCCUUCUUCGUCUGAGAAGAACAAAAGGAGGAAAUAUUCUGUGGGUGGAGUGAUCCUCUUGACUUCAGACCCUUACACUUUUUUUGUAUUUCCCUUUUCUUUGUACAUCAGUGUUGUUGGGUUUGGUCUAAUGCUGGCUUUUUAUUUCUUUCUCUUUUUUUACACUGCUCGUUUCUGAUUCUGGAGCAUUUGGGUUCUGACUUCUUGGGUUUUUAUUUUGUACAUUUGUAAAUAUUUGUAUGUUGAAUGUUUGGAUGUACAUUUUUAAACUUGAAAAAGCUGCAAGCCAAGCCAUGUUUGGAAAGGUACCCCUAAUGCUUCGGGGUAUUUUUUUUAAAAAAUUGGGGAAUACAGAGGGAGGUGGGAGGAAAGAAAUGAAUCAAAAGUUAUUAUAAUAUAAAGUCCCUAUUCCAGUCAAAGGAAGCCAGAGCAGAGAGGGGGGAAAUUAUCUCAAUCAGUCAACUGGGAUUUCUAUUCCUCCCGAUUUUAAAAUUUCAUACAGUAUAUAUAUGUACUAUGGUUGCUGUUUUUUCUUGUUACUUAUUCCCAGGGCUGUGUGUAAUCUGCAUUGAAUAAAAUAUAUACACCAAAUCUCCACCAAAAAGAGUU
Messenger RNA from Notechis scutatus (mainland tiger snake), 8443 nucleotides. Its product is annotated as G protein-coupled receptor kinase 5-like. Gene Ontology annotation, biological process: signal transduction; regulation of signal transduction; protein phosphorylation. NCBI's taxonomy places the organism in Eukaryota, Metazoa, Chordata, Lepidosauria, Squamata, Elapidae. Gene Ontology annotation, cellular component: cytoplasm. The record is from RefSeq and is a predicted model, not a curated record. Gene Ontology annotation, molecular function: G protein-coupled receptor kinase activity; ATP binding.